Messenger RNA from Trichechus manatus latirostris (Florida manatee), 2133 nucleotides. It is a transcript of the gene TRMT2A, whose product is annotated as tRNA methyltransferase 2 homolog A. Gene Ontology annotation, molecular function: RNA methyltransferase activity; RNA binding. Gene Ontology annotation, biological process: RNA processing. The transcript is spliced from 12 exons. The record is from RefSeq and is a predicted model, not a curated record. Lineage: Eukaryota; Metazoa; Chordata; Mammalia; Sirenia; Trichechidae. The coding region runs from base 272 to 2116 and encodes 614 amino acids.
ACAAUAGAGACGCGCGGUGUCGGCGGCUCGCGCUGGCUGAUGGGAGAGCGGCGGGCUAGGAGAACAGGCCGGCGCGGGCCACUGGCGGGUGGGUGUUGCAGAUUCACGCCGGAGACCCGGACCUAAGCAGUGAGGGUUCGAGUCCCUUCCCCGCCCGCGGUGGACGGGGAGCAGCCUCACGGUGUCACUUCCGCUCACCUAGGGCCUCCCAUAAGCCAGGCCCGAGACGAGGCGGCCCUCAUAGGACCCCCAGUCCAGGUGGCUGACAACGAUGAGUGACACGCUUGAAAACGAAGACCCCAUGGAGGGCUGCGGCCAGGACAAUAGCCGUGCGCUAGAUAGCCCCAUGGCCCCAGCCUCCCAGGAGGAGGAGGGGGCAGGAGUGGCUGCAGUUGCCGGGCCUGGACUCUACAGCUACAUCAGGGAAGACCUGUUCACCUCAGAGAUCUUCAAGCUGGAGCUGCAGAAUGUGCCUCGCCACGCCAGCUUCAGCGAUGUUCGGCGCUUCCUGGGCCGCUUUGGCCUGCAGCCCCACAAGACCAAGCUCUUUGGUCAGCCACCUUGUGCCUUUGUGACAUUCCGUAGCGCAGCCGAACGGGACAAGGCUCUGCGCGUGCUACAUGGUGCUCUCUGGAAGGGCCGCCCACUUAGUGUGCGCCUAGCACGGCCCAAGGCUGACCCAAUGGCCAAGAAGAGGCGGCGCGAGGGUGAGGGUGAGCCGCCAGCCACACACAUCGCUGAUGUGGUGACCCCACUUUGGACCGUGCCCUAUGCCGAGCAGCUUGAACAGAAGCGGCUGGAAUGUGAGCAGGUUCUGCAAAGGCUCGCCAAGGAAAUUGGGAGCACCAACCGUGCCCUGUUGCCGUGGCUGCUCACACAGAGGCACAAGCACAACAAAGCCUGCUGCCCACUGGAGGAGGUCAGGCCGUCACCUCUACAGACCGAGUAUCGUAACAAGUGUGAGUUUCUGGUCGGCGUCGGGGUAGAUGGGGCGGACAACACUGUCGGCUGCCGGUUGGGCAGGUACAAGGGCGGGACCUGUGCCGUGGCAGCCCCCUUUGACACCGUGCACAUCCCAGAGGCCACCAAGCAGGUGGUGAGGGCCUUCCAGGAGUUCAUUCGGUCCACCCCAUACUCUGCGUAUAACCCGGAGACGUACGCUGGCUACUGGAAGCAGCUCACCGUGCGCACCAGCCGCCGUGGCCAGGCCAUGGCCAUUGCUUACUUCCAUCCCCAGAAACUGAGCCAAGAGGAGCUGGCAGGGCUGAAGACCUCCCUUGCAAAGCAUUUCAUGGAGGGGCCAGGCAAGGCCAGUGGUGUGAACUGCCUAUACUUCGUGGAGGAGGGACAGCGAAAGACUCCCAGCCAGGAGGGCCUGCCAUUGGAGCAUGUGGCUGGGGAUCGGUACAUCCAUGAGGAUCUGCUGGGGUUGACCUUCCAGAUCUCUCCUAACGCCUUCUUCCAGGUGAAUACCCCAGCGGCUGAGGUGCUCUACACGGUCAUCCAGGACUGGGCCCAGCUGGAUGCAGAGAGCACAGUGUUGGACGUGUGCUGUGGCACUGGCACCAUUGGCCUGGCCUUGGCCCGGAAGGUGAAGAGGGUUGUUGGGAUUGAGCUCUGCCAGGAAGCUGUGGAGGAUGCCCGGGUGAAUGCCCGCAUGAAUGAGCUGAGCAACGUCGAGUUCCACUGUGGGAGGGCAGAGGACCUUGUGCCCACCCUGGUGAGCAGACUGGCCGCCCAGCAGCUUGUUGCCAUCCUGGAUCCCCCUCGCGCCGGUCUGCAUUCCAAGGUGAUCCUGGCUGUCCGCAGAGCUGCAAACCUGAAGCGGCUCCUAUAUGUCUCCUGCAACCCCCGGGCAGCCAUGGGCAACUUUGUGGACCUCUGUAGGGCGCCUUCUAACCGUGUGAAAGGCACCCCUUUUCGGCCAGUCAAGGCUGUGGCUGUGGACCUGUUCCCGCAGACCCCGCACUGUGAGAUGCUUAUCCUGUUCGAGAGAGUGGAACACCCCAACAGUGCAGGGGCCCAGGACCCUCCUGCCCUGCCUCCACCCUCCCCAUCACCACCAGGGCCCCCAGAUGGCAUACCCCAGCAACCUGAGGCCCCCUCUUCUUCCUAGGCCCAUUACCAACUCAG